This is a messenger RNA of Podarcis lilfordi (Lilford's wall lizard), 10292 nucleotides long. The record is from the annotation of a GenBank genome assembly. Lineage: Eukaryota; Metazoa; Chordata; Lepidosauria; Squamata; Lacertidae.
GACGGCCCCGCCCUCUGUCCGCGCCGCGUUCCAAUGUGCAAGGCAGAGAGAGGCGGGCGAGGCGGGCGGGCGAAGCGGCGGGCAUGGUGAGUGCGCGUGCAAAAGGGGGGGGGACGGAGAAAGGGAUCCGUGCAAGGCACGUCGGGGGUGCGCGUGCAAAUACCAGGAUCAGUGCAAGGCAGCUGCAGCAGCGGGGCUCGUGUGAAAAAAGGAGGAGAGCUUGGCACAAAAAUGGGAGCAAGGAGAAUUCCCUGCGAAAGAAGAAUGGCAAAUGGAAUUAAUGGAAUUAAUUUGGCGGAAUUAGAUAAAUUAAGAGGAAUUAGAUUAAAUUAAGAGGAAUUAGAUAAAUUAAGAGGAAGGAUUCGAAGCCUGCGGGAUCAGAGAUUCUUAGAAGACUGGAGUAAAUAUUUGAACUGUUUGAAAAGCAGUUGUAAUCAACAGAUGACGCUGGUAGGACUGCAAGGAGGACUUUGUGAAAUAGUGCAAGGAAGACCCUGAAAAGAAUGAUUUGUGAAUGAUAAUUAAAAGUAAGAAACUAAGAAAUGCAGAACAAGUGAUAAAGAACGGAAAAUCUUCAGAGGUUGUUGAUGGAAGUCUAAAAUAUUGUAUAAGAUCAGAAGUUAAGUUAAAUGAUUGUUGGAAAUGAUAAGUUUAAAAACCAAUAAAAAUAUAUAUAAAAAGAAAGAAAGAAAAAGGAGGAGAGCAUGCAAGACCUGGCGGAAACGCCGCAUCCCUUUCCUGCUUCUUCGUGGAAUCACAGUGCUUUGUAGGCCCUGCUGUCGGAGCAGCAAUUUUGCAAAGCACCCGCCACAGCAGGACGGAGGCUCCCCAGCGUUGCAUUGGGGAAAGAACUAUGGGUUUCUGGUUUGUUUCUUGUUUUUAAGCCUGCUGCCUAUCAUGUUUAGGGGGCUCCUCCAGGGUCCUGCUGUUUGCAAGGUGAUGUAUCUGAAUAGCUUUCCUUCCUCAUCUCUCAAUGGAGCCCUUCAGCAAUCCUCAAGACUCCCUACGGAGCAGCCGACUGCUUGGGGGCCUCUCUCUCCUUCAGGCAGUGCUCUGAGUGCCAGAAGCAUAAGCGGCUCGGCUCCGGAGCAGCAUUUCCAGCAACAGCCUCCGCAGUUGUGGAGCACGUGCGCCAAGGUGUCCCUGGGGCAACUCUCACGAAGCAGAGAGGUGCCCAGCUCAGUGGCAGAAAAUCCCAGGUGGGGCUGGGAGACGGCACUGCUGAAACCCUGGGGAGCUGCUGCCAGCCAGUGCAGGCAAUGCUGAGCUGGGGGGACUAAAGGCCUGACUCCGUAUUGGGUAGCUUGCCUCUGUAUACAGUCACACCUUGGGUUGAAGUAGCUUUGCGAUAAGUAUUUUCGGGUUACGCGCUGCGGUGACCCGGAACUAACGGAGCGCAUUACUUCCGGGUUUUGCCACUCGUGCAUGCGCAGUCAAAAUGCCGUCAUGCUUAGAAGCGACAAAUCGCGGCACAUGCACCCGCAGGUUGCGUUCGCUUCUGGAUGUGAACGGGGCUCCAGAACGGAUCCUGUUCGCAUCCAGAGGUACCACUGUAUGGUAAAACCAAUCUCUGUUUUUUAUUGUUUUACACCUUCACAACCAUUUGCUUUGGGAGGGGCAGACUUCUUAAUUCACACCUUGGUAGAAUGGGGUACACAGCCCCAUUGAAUUGUUUGGGGGGGCAAAUUCAGCUGUCCAUCUCUGGGAGAGACUUUUCUGCAUGUUGGUUCUCCCUGCUGAUAAUACGCUUUGCUUCUUUCUUUUUCCAUCUCCCUCAGGCUAGCUCUGCGAUAUCGUUUCCCAGGUGAGUAGUGACCUUGACACAGUUUUGCUACAGAUUUGUGCUGUUAAUAAUUCUAAAAACUGUACUUGCUGCGUUUUUUAAUGCUGCAGAAACUGCAUUUUCAGAAAGCUUUCUACUAUUGCCACAAUAUUUAUCUCCUAGCUGGUGAGAGCCAAUUCAGAAUUACUGUGUUGUUUAUAGCCUACCUUUUUCUCCAACGAGCUUGUAUGGUUCUUCCCCUCCUCAUUUAGUCCCCACAACGACCUUGCAAAGUAGGCCAGGCUGAGAGGGACUGGCCCGAGGUCACCCAGUGAGCUUCCUAUGGCCAAGGGAGGAUUCGAACCCUGGUCUCCCAGGUCUUAGUCCACUACGCCCCACUUGCUCCUUCUCUGGCGAUCCCUCGUAGCCGAGUAAGAUUGUCUUCCAUGAACACGGUUUUAACAAUGAGUCCGUAAGUGACUGUGAGGCCAAUUCUGGAUCCACACGUCCUUCCACAGUGGGGACAUUGGUUUCCAGGCAGGAGUUGAUCACGGUGUGGAUUUGUCAAGCGUGCCUUCCUCUUAGUGCGUUUCUCCCUUGCGUCCUGAAUUCGGGUGCCUUCAAAGCCCAUGACACCUUUGGUAAAGGCUGUUCUCAAACUGGAGCGCUCACAAGCCAGUGUUUCCCAGUUGUACAGUGUUUAUACUACAUUUUUAAGAUUUGCCUUGAGUUAGUCUUUAAACCUCUUUUGUUGACCACCAGCAUUACGCUUUCCAUUUUUAAGUUUGGAAUAGAGUAGUUGCUUUGGAAGACGAUAAUCAGCCAUCCGCACAACGUGGCCAGAAUCAUUGCUUCAACACUGGUGAUCUUUGCUUCUGCGAGAACACUGAUAUUAGUUUGCCUGCAGCCGGAAAAAUUCUUGCAAGGAUCUUAGCCUCGCUGGCUCCAUGUCAGUAUAGACCAGCUUUAGAAAAUAUCUAGAAGGCCCUAGUUUGGCAAAAGCAGUCAUGAUGCAUGGCUUGCCGCGUACGGCAAAAACAGGCAGCCUUCAAUUUUAUGACCACCACAGUAGUUGCAUUGCAAGAGAGGAGUGUCUGAAAGGCCCUAUUCAUACGAUGUGUGCACGGCCUCUGGCCUGCUUUGGUAAUGGUGGCAGGCAAGGAUAGAAAUGUGUCCUUUGCUCCAAAGCAAAAGCGAGAGGAACACUGCUGCCCUCCGCUGGAGACAGGCGGCGCGGCCUCACCACCAGUCUCUGGCGCCAGCCCUGCAGUGUUUACCAUUCCCACCCACCCCCCUCCCAGUUCGACUUCAAGGCAACGCCUGUGUUGUAAUGAAAGGUGGCUGCUCUUGGAGAGACCCCCUAAAGACAGCCUGCAGUGGUGAACCGGAUACCUCCCGAGAAGCACACGUCACCACUCUGCACACCUGGGUUCAGAUUUGAGGAUUAGACAGAUUCAUGGAGCUAUGGAUGGCUAGUAGCCACGGUGGCCAAUCAAAUGAAGCUGAAUGUUGAGACGGGGGAAAGUAUUUCUUCACAAGAGCGCAGUUAAAACUCUAGAACUCCCUACAGGAGGCAUGGACGGCCUCCAACGUGGAUGGCUUUAGGAGAGGGUUGGAGAAAUUCACAGAGGAGAGGAGGCUCUUGAGGGCUACUAGCCAGGAUAGCUAUGCUCCUGCCAACCUAGCAGUUGGAAAGCAUGCCCGUGCAAGUAGAUAAAUAGGUAUCGCUGCGGCGGGAAGGUAAACCGCGUUUCUGUGCACUCUGGUUAAGGUAAACGGCGUUUCUGUGCACUCUGGUUAAGGUAAACGGCGUUUCUGUGCACUCUGGAGAAAGGUUGUUUUCUGCUGCUCCAGAGAAGCGGACACGGAGCAAUGGAUCCAAACUACAAGAAAGAAGAUUCCACCUAAACAUUAGGAAGAACUUCCUGACAGUAAGAGCUGUUCGACAGUGGAAUUUGCUGCCAAGGAGUGUGGUGGAGUCUCCUUCUUUGGAGGUCUUUAAGCAGAGGCUUGACAACCAUAUGUCAGGAGUGCUCUGAUGGUGUUUCCUGCUUGGCAGGGGGUUGGACUCGAUGGCCCUUGUGGUCUCUUCCAACUCUAGGAUUCUAGGAUUCUAUGGUUUCCCAUUGCACCAGCAGCGGUUUAGUCCUGCUGGCCGCAUGACCCAGAAAGCUGUCUGUGGAUAAAUGCCGGCUCCCUUGGCCUAAAAGCGAGAUGAGAGCCGCAACCCCAGAGUCUCCUUUGAUUGGGCUUAACUGUCCAGGGGUCCUUUACCUUUUUUGCUCUGCCUCUGCAUUCGGAGGCAGCAGUGCUCCUGAAAGGCAGUUGCUGGAACCACAGGAGGGGAGAGAUGCUCUUGUGCAUGGAUCCUGCUUCCGGGUUUCCUACAGACACCUGGCUGGCCACUAUGAGAAAAGGACACUGGCCCAGUCCUCUUUUAAAGCCAUCCCGGCUGGUGCCCAUCGCUGCCUCCUGUGGCAUGGAGUUCCACACUGUGCUGAAUCUUCCCACAUUCAGCUUCGCUGGAUAGUCACGAUUUCUUGUGUUAAGAAAGAGAGAGAAAAUCUUGUUCUCUGUCCACUUUCUCCAUGCCAGGCAGUUUUGUAUACACGUCAGUCAUGUUCUUUUUCCUCUAAAGAAAAGGCUAUCUCUUUUUUUCUAGUGGUGAGAGUUUGGGACCCCAGGAUCUGGGAAGACCAGGGUUCAGAUCCCCACUCUGCCAUGAAGCUCACAGAGUCUUUGCCUCUCAGCCUAACCGACCUCACAGGGUUGUUGUGGGGAUGGGGGAAAAGAGCAGGAAAAGAACCACGCACAUCACGUUGGACAACUUGGGAGGGAAGUUUGGGUAUAAAUGCAAUAAAUAAAAGUAAAAAUGAAUUUGUUUUUUACCUGUAAGACCAAUUGCAGUCGUAAACAGUCGUCAACAGGUUUACCACACCUAUCAGCCAAUCACCCAUUCCCACCACCCUUCUGAGUAAUAAUAAUAAUAAUAAUAAUAAUAAUUAAUAUUUAUUCCCUGCCCACCUGGUUUUGUUUCCCCAGCCAUCCUAGGUGGCUUCCAACAAAACAUUAAAAUACAGUAGUCCUUCAAACAUUUAAAGCUUCCCUAAACAGGGCUGCCUUCAGGUGUCUUCUAAAAGCCUGGUAGUUGUUCUCUUUGACAUCUGGUGGAAGGGCGUUCCACAGGGUGGGUGCCACUACCCCUCCCAACCCUCUCACUAUAUAUAAAGGUCUGGUGACUUCUAUUUCAGUGUAUCUGAAGAAGUGUGCGUGCCAAGAACAAACUUAGUCGGUCUCUAACGUGCUACUGGACAAUUUUUUUAUUUUAUAUACCGUAUUUUUUGCACCAUAACAUUCACUUUUUUCCUCCUAGAAAGUAAGGGGAAAUGUCUCUGUGUGUUACGGAGCGAAUGCUUCCCUCCUCCGUGGCUCGCUUUGAAACAGCAAAGCGGGAGAAGAGCCACUGAGUGGGGAGGAGAGAGGGACAGAGAGCCUGCUUGCUUUAAAGGAGCAAAGCGGGAGAGGAGAGGAGCCUUCUCCCCUUAUACCCCUCUUCUUCAUUAUUAGCAGCAUCCUUCUCCACCCACCCCACGCGUGCUUCUUCUCCCCUUAAACCCCUCUUUUGCAUUAUUAGCAGCAUCCUUCUCUACCCACCCCACGCGUGCUCCUUGUCCCUUGAGUGCUUUUCCUUCCCUCCCCACUUAAAACGUGGUUACAAAGCAUGGAUCCUCAGGAUCUUUGCAUUGGGUCACCCCAAAUUCACCAUCAGAUCGCAUAGCAUGUCCAUGGCUACAUCUUGCACCAAAAAAAUCACGCACCCACUGUUGCCUGGGGCCGCAGUGGUGCAAAAACGUGGUUACAAAGCAUGGAUCCACAUGGAUCCUCAGGAUUUUGCAUUGGGCUACUCCAAACUCACUGUCAGAUCACAUGUCUGUGGCCACAGCAUGAACCACAAAAAUCAUACAUCCACUGUUUCAUUUAGAAUAUUUUUUUCUUGUUUUCCUCCUCUAAAAACUACGUGCGUGUUAUGAUCUGGUGCCUGUUAUAGAGCGAAAAAUACGGUAUAUAUUUCUACUGCUUUAGACCAGCACGGCUACCUACCUAAAUGAGUUUGUAAGUCCCACACGUUGUGAGAAGUGCCAAGGUGGGCAGGGCAGAGCAACCCAGGGGGGAGCAAGGCCACACACACACACCCCAAGGACAAAUGGCACCAACCUUCCUGCGUGUGCGAUUGUGUUUUGUUAGCACAGGGGGAAAGACUUGCGCCCGGUGGAACUACAGCACGGCCUCCCUCCAGGCGCCUCCGCUGGACUACUCAUUUCGGGGCAUCAGCUUCAUGCAAGGUAUGGCAUAACCCGGCGGUUCCCAAACUCACCCCCACAGCUCCAUUAACUCACCCCAGCACCCUAUUUAAAAGCCAUAUUGAGAACAAUGGCUCAAGGUCGUUCAUUUUGGUGAAUUAAUUCAACUCAUUUUAAAUGCAUUUUGAAUGAACUGAAUUACAUCGGGCUAUUGCCUUCCUAAGGGACACGGGUGGCGCUGUGGGUUAAACCAGAGCCUAGGACUUGUGGAUCAGAAGGUCAGCGGUUCGAAUCCCCAUGACGGGGUGAGCUCCCGCUGUUCGGUCCCUGCUCCUGCCCACCUAGCAGUUCGAAUGCACGUCAAGGUGCAAGUAGAUAAAUAGCUACCGCUCCGGCGGGAAGGUAAACAGCGUUUCCAUGCACUGCUCUGGUUCGCCAGAAGCGGCUUAGUCAUGCUGGCCACAUGACCCGGAAGCUGGACGCCGGCUCCCUCGGCCAAUAAAGCGAGAUGAGCGCCGCAACCCCAGAGUCGGCCACGACUGGACCUAAUGGUCAGGGGUCCCUUUACCUUUACCUAUUUCCUUCCUAAGUGGGUCGUGCAAACUGUUAUUAUGAAUAACGUUUUUAUAGGAUAGGGGGCACUGCGGAUGAGUUUAUCGAACCGAGGGGGACGGUGGCCCCCUAAAACCUGGGAACCCCUGGUCUCAAGCGUUACAAGCAGCCAGCGGCUGCAUAGUGGCAAGGGAAAUAUCCUCUGCGUGUGCUCAGAGGCUGCUGCUUCAGCAGAGCUUAGCUGCGCAGGAAGGACGCACAGCAAGUGCUCCUUUCCCGUUUCUCUGAACCUGCCUCGCGAGUCAGCCCGCUUCCCUGCCCACUCUCUGCCACCCCCAGACCUGCUGACGGAGGAGCCGAGGGCCGGCCUGAAGCCCAUCCAUCGGUCCGAAGGGGGCCGGCUGCUGACGCAGGCCAUCUGGCUGAACAACAACACCCUCGGGGAGCUGACCCAAUUCACGGAGACGAUGGGCAAGCUCCUGGAGUACCCAGAGGACAUCUACUGGAUCGACCUCUCCUUCAAUGACCUGCCCAUCAUCGACCCGGUAGCGUAGUCCGUUCCCCAGAGCUCCUUUAAACAGAUUUCACUGUUGCUCCGCAAAGCAGAUUAACGCACCGGCAACACCGUACUUGCCGCCAUCAGAUAAGUUCAUUGGUGGGGAGGCCAUCAAGAUGCUAACUGGGGCACAGCUGCCUCGGUUGAGUGCUGGAGCUAUUAUUUAUUUUGUUUAUUUGAUUACCCGUCCUUCACUCCGAGCUCCCAGGGCAGGUUACGGCAUUAAAACACAACAUCAGAACCCAUUUAAAACAGCUUGAAAUCCCAACAAUAAGGUGGGUGCUAGUAAUAGACACGUCAAAAGGCAGGAUGAAGAGGUGCAGUGAAGGCGCCAGGCAGAUCUCUUUGGGGGGGGGGAGUCCCACAGCUUAGGGGCUUCCACAGAGAAGGCCCUGUCUCCCUGGGCCUCUGGGGGUGGAAGAACAAACAAAAAGGCCCCCCUUUUCCAAUCGCAGCACCUGAGAGGAUCUGUAGGGAAAGAGGCAACCUUUCAGAUAUCUGGGGUCUAUGUCAUUUAAAUACCAAAUUGUGCACCUUGAAUGGGGCCCGUAAACCGGGGGAAGCUGUUUUAAAACAAUCAAGUUUUUGAUAAAAAUUAUAUUAAUACAACAAACCAACCAGGGAAAAGGUAUGUGAUCUAAAUAGAGCCCCGGGCAGCAAUCUGUGUUUUGAACCAAUGAACGUCGCCUUCAAGGGCAGCCCCACGGUGAGCGUGUUGCAGUAGUCCAGCCUGGAAGUUGCUAAUGGGGGGCUGGAUUUGGAAACCGGUAGGGAUCUCCACCUGUUGCCUUUCUGAGCCGGCCUCUCUGCCCAGGUGCUGACUUCCUUCUACAACCUGCGCCACCUCAACCUUCACGGGAACGCCAUCCAGCAGCUUUCAGAGGUGGACAAGCUGGCGGUGCUCCCACACCUGCGCAACCUGACGCUGCACGGAAACCCCGUCGAGGAGGAGAAGGGCUACAGGUAAACACUCGCCCUCCAAAAAGAAAACCCCCCAGCCCUCGGGGAACAGGAGUGUGGGGCACACAGGACAGGGGAGCGGCAGGGGCUGGAGUUUUAACUGUGCUCCGCGUGAGGGAGGAGGGAGCCAGGCAGGCAGGCUGGCUGUCCUCCAAACGCUGACCCCGGCACUGUACUUUGCACAUUGCGCAGGAGCUACGUCCUGUCCACUCUGCCCCACUUGAAGUCCUUCGAUUUCAGCGGCGUCACGAAGCUCGACCGCACCACCGCGGCCGUCUGGAGGCGCAUGAACAUCAGGCCCAAGAAAGUCCGGAAGAGAAGGGACGACUACUGAUGGCCCCACUGCUCUGGCAGCAGGGAGAGGAGGCCCCUGCAACCCCCAGCCUCAACUGGGAAUAAAGAGUUAGAGCUCCUUGGCAUGGCAGAGCCUGGAUGGGGGAAGGGAGAGGGCCGGGGGGGGUGCGGGGCUGGGAGCCUUUUCCUGCAGUUGUGCCCAACGGCCUCAGCCUCCCCGCUUUCCGGGAUACAGUGGUGCCUCGCAAGAUGAAAUUAAUCCGUUCCGCGAGUGUCUUCGUCUAGCGGUUUUUUCGUCUUGCGAAGCAACCCUAUAAGCGGCUUAAUGGAUUAGCGCUAUUAGCGGUUUAGCGGCUAUUAAAGGCUUAUCGGCUUAGCGGAUUAGCUGCUAAAAGGCUAUUAAAGGCUUAGCGGCUUAGAAAAAGGGGGGGGAAAGCGAAAAAAAAAUCUCAGGACUCGCAAGACAUUUUCGUCUUGCGAAGCAAGCCCAUAGGGAAAUUCGUCCUGCAAAGCGCAUUGAAAACGGAAAACCCUUUCGUCUAGCGGGUUUUCCGUCUUGCGAGGCAUUCGUCUUGCGGGGCACCACUGUACAGUGGUACCUCGGGUUACACGCGCUUCAGGUUACAGCUCUGCUAACCCAGAAAUAGUGCUUCAGGUUAAGAACUUUGCUUCAGGAUAAGAACAGAAAUCGUGCUCCAGUGGCGAGGCAGCAGCAGGAGGCCCCAUUAGCUAAAGUGGUGCUUCAGGUUAAGUACAAACCUCUGGAACGAAUUAAGUACUUAACCCGAGGUACCACUGUACGUCGGCCUGGGGAACCUGUGGUUCAUGGGAUCCUGGAACUAGAAGGAUCCUCUAGCCCAAUCCCAUGCAGUGCAGAAAUCGCAGGUAAGGAAUCCCUGGCAGAUGCCCCACCACCACCACAACCUGCAAUUAAAACCCUCCAAGUUAGGAGAGUCCAUCACUUCCCAAGAGAGUCCGUUCCACUGCCAGGCGGCUCUUAGUGCCAGGAAGUUCUUCCUGGCGUUUAGUCGGAAACUCCUUUUCUUGCCGUUCGAAGCCGUUGGUUUCUGGAGCAGCGGAAAACAAGCCAUGUGUGAUAGGGCACCUGCAGCGCUCCAGGUGAUCAGAGAAUUGUAGCGCCGGGAGAGUGAUCCAGCCCCACCUUCUGCAAACCGAAGGUGCGCAAGGCACCUUCGUUUUUCCUUUUUGUUUCAGAUGGCCGGAGCCAGCCAGCCAGCCAGCCUGCCUUUCCUGACCUGCAGAUGUGCUGGACUCUCCAUUCCCAUCAGCCCCUGCAUGGUGGCAGCCAUCUUGGAGGGCAGGGGAAGGCUGCCCUCGCCAAAGGGAAGCCACUGCAAACCCAACAAGGAUUCUGGCACAGCACAACAAGCGCAGAAGAUGCAGCCACUGUGGAUUUAAGGCAGCUGCCCUCCAAAUUCUCCUAACAAUGGGGUGAGGCGGCCAGGGGCCGACAGGGAAUGACAGCUCCCAGACCCUUUCCUUGUGCCAGCCUCGAGUCCCUUCUCCUCCCUUCCCCAUGGAAGUGCAGCCCUCACACGCUGGGAGUCUGGUUCCCCCCAUCCCUGGCUCAGUGGCAGAGAACCCGCAGGGAGUCCUGGGUUCAGAUCCCGACAUCUCAGACUCCUAAGUGGCAGGAAAGACCUCUGCACCAGAGCGCGCCUCCUGGUCCUUACGGAGCCUGAGGGAGAGUCACCUGACCUGCUACAAGACCCGUUUCCGUUCAGUGACGUUUGUGCGGGGGAAUCGCUUUUUGCAGGGUGGCGCCCCCACUGCUGUGUAUCUUCGUUGGCGUUUGCCGGUUUCUUUUUCAAUAAAAAUGCUGGUCCAGGUGGCACCAGGUGUAUCA